CAUCAACCACCUCCGAAUAUCAGUUUCUGGGGAUUACAAGUGUGGUUGGUUCAUCUCUUGAUUUGGGGCUUAAAACAGGCAUCUCAUUGGCCAAUGCGAGAAGAAGAGGUUAGGGGGCUAGGUGGGCCAUUGGCCUGAUCCAGCGAGCUCUUCCAGUUUUCUUAUGUAAGCAUGGUGGCUCUAGCUGGGGCAUCAACAGCACUGUAAGUAACAGGGAAAGGGCCAUUUGAAGACAUUACUGGUGUUCAAGAGACACGUGAGAAACACACAACUCCUCCUGCGGCUGCUGCUUCCAGCUCUCUGCAGGAGAAGGAGAAGCAGACAGCAGAGUAGAAGACAGGAUUGCUGACCUCUUGAAGUCUCUUCCCGCAAUGCAAGAUGGAGCUGUUGCGGACGUUGCCAUGACAAAAAACCAGCUGGAGCAGAACUUUAACCAGCUUUUAUACCCCUUUGAGCCCUUCGUUGUGGACAAAGAUCACAGAAUGGUGAGUAGCGUUGUCUGUUAUAGCUGCAUCUGGUUCCUUCCACUGCCCUUGGCCCUGUAGGGCAGGCAUGUCCAACUUCCAAACGACAGCGAUCUAAAAGGUAAAGGGACCCCUGACCAUUAGGUCCAGUCAUGGCUGACUCUGGGGUUGUGGUGCUCACCUCGCUUUACUGGCCAAGGGAGCCGGCAUACAGCUUCCAGGUCAUGUGGCCAGCAUGACUAAGCCACUUCUGGCGAACCAGAGCAGCGCACGGAAACACUGUUUACCUUCCUGCUGGAGUGGUACCUAUUUAUCUACUUGCACUUUGACGUGCUUUCAAACUGCUAGGUUGGCAGGAGCUGGGACCGAGCAAUGGGAGCUCACCCCGUCGUGGGGAUUCGAACCACCGACCUUCUGAUCGGCAAGUCCUAGGCUCUGUGGUCUAACCCACAGCACCACCCGCGUCCCUUAGACAGCGAUCUACUUCCACUAUAAAUAAACUGGCAGUGUUCUUACCCAUUGGAUUGACCAGAGUUGUUGAACUUUUUUGGGAGGGAGGAUGAGCAAAAAUUGUUGACUGCAGACACCCCUGUUGUAGGGCAAACUCUGGGCCCAUAGAAGACUUAAAUACACUUUGCAUCUCCUCCUCACUCAGAACUGCUUGAAAUGGUUUUGAAUUUCUUCUAACACUAAUCCAACACAUGGAUGUUCUUGUUUUCAGAGGGGGUUUUAAAUAGCAAGUUAGCUCAUGAGAUAAUAAGGCCAAAGUGUGGCUCAGCCAAAUGGAGAUUAUUUUUGUUGAGGGGAAGGACAGUCAGCAGAAUGGGAAAGAAUGAAAGUCCACUUCUCUGCUCUGACCUUCUCCAUUGAUUUCUCAUUCCUGUACAUCUCCCAGGGCUAUUGCCUGUUGGAAAGUGUUUUGCCUGCGCUUCCAGGGGAAGUUUCUUAUGAUGUGAGUACAUUUCAUUAGUACGGCUCAGCUUUUAAACAUGGUUUCCCCUUCUGAAAUUUCUUUGUCUUUUUAAAAAUGAUUUUUAAUGAAGCUUUCUCAUAUAAGCAAGAAAUGCAUAAUAAGAAACCAAAACAGGCAUAAGAAAUCUUGUGAACUUAGUCUCGGGACUCCCUCUUGAUGCUCCCACAAACAAAUCAAAGCAACCAGGCAACAUGAAGACAGGUAAAAUGGAGAAACAGCAACCGGAAAGAUCAAAGGAGGUAAUUUAUAAAUUUUUGAGUUCAAGAUCAAAAGUGUUUAGGUAUAAUACCAGUCUGUAAUGGACGAUGAGGAUCUUGGGGUGUGUGGGGACAACUGCUCAUUGUUGUUACAAAACAGAUUCAACAAAUGGAAGUUGCCAUGUCUGCAUUAGGAUAUGCGAGAACAUUACAAACAGUUGGCCCAAGAGCUGCUCUUCCAGUAAAGAGUGAUUUAAAUUUUCCCCAUCCCUUAUUAAACUUUUGGUCUUCCCGAUUUCUGGUUCUUCUAGGAAUUUUAGCCAUUUCAGCAUAAUCCAUCAAUUUAUAACUUAUCUUAAAGACCACUGUAAACAGCUAAAAUCGUUAGUAGGAUUGGAAUAUCACUUGUAGUUUAAUGGUGAAUUUGGGUGCAAUGGGGAGAUAAAAAAGACCUGGAUUAUUAUAAAAGAUGCAGGAGGAAAUGAUUAACAGUCGGACCCACAAAAGGGAGGAGAGAAGUCCAAUAGAUUCCUUGGAAUCUAGUUUUUAAUGUUGUAUGCUGGAUAUGUGGCUGUAAAAUUUCAAUCUGAAAAACCAAAUAAAUUAAUUUCUAAAAAAUAAAUAAAGAGUGAUUUAUAUUUCCAUUUAAACUGUGUCUCUGCAGGAGCUGAACGACUACAUGGUGAACGUAACGGCUCGUGGGCCACCUAAAUUCCAUGGGGCCUAUGGUAGUUUUUAUGUGAUCCAUCCAUUAAAGAUGGAGGUGUUCAAUACCAAGGAAAUGGAGGUCGCCGUUUGGACUCUGACCGAUGUGAGUUCCAGUCUGGGGAGUCUUCUGGAGGAGAACAUUCUUGGUACAUCAGCACUGUCUCCCUCCACUGAAUGGACCUUCUCUUGUUUUCUCUCUCUCUUUCAUGGCAGGCUUACUGUUUAUCAGCUGAUAUUUUUAUUACACACAACAAGCUGAAGCUCUCGUUAACUCUAGACAGGUAACAAACACCCUGAUGCCCUAUUCAGCGUCACUGCCUCUUGACGUACGUGAUAGAACUUCUUGCUUGCAUGUGCAGGAAGAUAGAAGCAAAAGGUUGCAUGCCGGUAGAUGCUGCUGCUGCUGCUGUUUAAUUUAUAUACCAAUUAAUUACCAGGAUGGCUUCUAUGUGAUUUACAAGUAUAAAAGCAACCAGAAAGCACACAUAACUGAAGUACACACUACAACAAUUCCAUAAAAACAAUAAAGCAAGCUAGUCAAAACAGUACAAUAUACUGCUUAACACCGUCGUUUCUAAGCAGUGUGCCGUAAGAUUACUUCUUCUGAAAUCUCAAAUAAAAUCAGUUAAGAUAAAGACAGAAGCCCCAAUUAAAAUGGGGCGUUUUGCUCACGUGAGUCGAGUGGCAGAAGCCAAAGGUUACGAGUAGUUGGAGAUGAUGGUUUUCAUCCUUAGAUGGGAAUAAUAAUGAAGUAAUAAUUCAAGGUCGUUAGAAAGGUGGAGAGCAAGGGGCACAGCACACAGCUCUCUUCUGCAGCAGAAGACUCUGGUCAGGGAGGAAGAGCCGACUCAGGAGGAAGAGCCGAGGGGCCCCACCGCCUCCCAGGAUAGGCCACCCAAGGCACUCGCCUCACCAUGCCUAGUGGUAGGAGCAGCUUUGCCCCAUGUCCUACUCUCCUAUAUCAGGGGCAAACAGGAUAUAGGUCACAUUUUGCAGGGCACAGGGCAGACUGGUGGGGUCAGAUGGGCACUGGAAGAUAGUUGUUGCUAAGAGUCCAAGCUCAGAUUUUUUUUCUGGGAUCUUCGGAUGAAGGGUGGUAUACAAAUGUAAUUAAUUAAUAGAUAUGGAUUUUUGACCCUUGAUGGGAAGCUUCAGAAUCACGCACAAUGCAGUUGACGGGAAUCUUGUGCUAAGCCACUUCUAACAAGCAUUUCCUUUUUCCUUGCAGUGGAUUUCUGGACAUGGAAGGCGAUAACGUAAGCUCUUCCACCUAUUCUAAUACAUUCUGUCGUAUAGCAAGAUCCAUUUCUUUAGCCCUUUUUCGCUUGACCUCUUCAGAGUCCCUCUUCAGAGAAUCACGGCAACGGCCAUGAUUGUGCUUAAAAGCUUCUAAGCGUCUUGCCCAAGACACUCAGCCAACUCAUGGCCAAGCAGAGAUUUGAACUCAGGACUUCAGAGGCUGACUUGUCUGCUCUUUCCACAUUCUGAAUCCUAUUGUUCUAGGACCAAUCAGACUGCUGCAUUCUGAAUCCUAUUGUUCUAGAACCAAUCAGACUGCUGCAUUUUGGAUCCUAUUCAACUCAGUACAUAACAGGAAUGCUCUCCCUAACUACAGUAUAUUUACUUAUUUGUUAAAUUGUGUGUUUAUUUGUUAAAUUUAUAUCCCUCCACUCCUCCCAAGGAGUCCAGAGCAGCAAACGCAUCUGGGAUAAAAACACGUAUGGCUUUGCAGGAGGGUUUUGCAGGAGGGGAAGGUGACACUCUUCCCAAGGCACCACAACUGAUUAAUGGGAGGGAGGGAGGUGUCAAAAGGAUUGUCUAUCUCUGGAGCAAAGUGCCUUGAGAUGGCUCCUCAUGCUGACUCUGUUGAAGCCACAUGGUUUAUGGUGCAGUUGGACCUGGGUGUGAGAUGCCUUCCUUUCCAUGCUGCUUCCUUGCAUUGCUGAUCGCAUCUCUUCUUCUAGAGGGCCCGGCUCCACGGAGGUGCAUACGACGCUGUGGAAAUGCUGGAGAAAGUGCUGAACCAAGAGAGUCCUUUUCCAAUGUUGGGUAAGAGUUGUGGGGUAACGAGGUGACAUUGACUCAGGUACAGGCGCAGCCUUGAUCACCUUUGAGGUUUCCUUCCAAGCCAUCGCUUCAGCCUUAAACCACAAAGCUUGCUUGUUGGGUAGCACCGAUGGCUGAACUGAUGCCUUCAGCUGAGCCUCAGUUCAGCCAGGCUCUCUGGAGAAGCACCCCUUUGUGGCUGUGUAGAAGCCCUAAGAUACGCGGGUGGUGCUGUGGUCUAAACCACAGAGCCUAGGGCUUGCUGCUCGGAAGGUCAGCGGUUCGACUCCCCGCAACGGGGUGAGCUCCCGUUGCUUGGUCCCUGCUCCUGCCCACCUAGCAGUUCAAAAGCACAUCAAAGUGCAAGUAGAUAAAUAGGUACCACUCCGGUGGGAAGGUAAAUGGCGUUUCCGUGAGCUGCUCUGGCUCGCCAGAAGCAGCUUAGUCAUGCUGGCCACAUGACCCAGAAGAUGUCUGUGGACAAACGCCAGCUCCCUCGGCUUAUAGAGCGAGAUGAGCGCUGCAACCCCAGAGUCGUCUGCGACUGGACCUAGCGGUCAGGGGUACCUUUACUUUUACCUAGAAGCCCUAAUGUCAAGGAGAGAGGAACGUGGUACUACCCGCCACUCCUCAAUCUGGCCUAGUGACAUGAACCAGGAUGCCUUCUGUUGACCCAAAUUGGUGCAUGUUGUGUUUCUUCUCUCCAGAUUACCUGCAGCAGGAGCUCCCCUUGCCACUGGUUCCAGACAUUGGCGAAGUGAUGAAGAUGGAAGAUACGUCCUAUGAUGUGAGCCUUUGGCAUUUAGUCCAUGGUUCAGGAUGCAGGCUUUGACCGGUGCAGCCCUGGAGGGUCUUAAGAGGCAGGAAUAGCCCUGGAGUGCCGCAGGGGACUUUCCACAAAGUCUCAGAGUGCAGCUCCCUGCUGCAGUUCAGCAGAGCAGGCGCUCUAUGUAGGAAGCUCUGAUGGCAAGGCAAACAGGCGGCAAGAGAUGAGUUGUUGCGCACAUGUGCAGGGGGAACCCACAGCUAGGCCAACAGCACAAUUCAAAGUUUUGGUGUUGACCUUUAAAGUCCUAAAUGGCCUCGGCCCAGUAUACCUGAAGGAGCAUCUCCACCCCUAUCGUUCUGCCCAGACACUGAGGUCCAGCUCCGAGGGCCUUCUGGCGGUUCCCUCCCUGUGAGAAGCCAAGUUACAGGGAACCAGGCAGAGGGCCUUCUUGGUAGUAGCGCCUGCCCUGUGGAACGCCCUCCCUUGUCAAGGAGAUAAACAACUACCUGACAUUUAGAAGACAUCUGAAGGCACCCCUGAUCAGGGAAGUUUUUAAUGUGUGACAUUUUAAUGUAUUCUUAAUCUUUGUUGGAAGCAGCCCAGAGUAGCUGGGGAAACUGUAAGCUGACACCACAGCCAUACAGUUCUGUUAGCAAGCCUUUGGGGAAGGGCAUCGGUGGUGGUGACUUUCCUGUUUCACCUCAGAUGGCGACGCAGGGCGGGCAGUCCCUGGGGAAGGUUUAGCUAGCAAGCCUGAUAGAACUGCAACUCCUGGUUGCUGCUGAAACAGGACCUGGCCCCUUCUCCUAUGGAGGUCUCCAGCCUCAGCUGUCCAGGGUGCCUUUGCCUUGCCCCUGCAGAGGCCAUUGCUUCAGGAGAAUACCACCCCUGCACCCCAAAUCUCCCCCUCUCCCUCAUUUCAAUAAUAAUAAUAAUAAUAAUUUAUUAUUUGUACCCCGCUCAUCUGGCUGAGUUUCCCCAGCCACUCUGAGUGGCUUCCAACAAAGUAUUAAAAUACAGUGGUCCGUUAAACAUUAAAAGCUUCCCUAAACAGGGCUGCCUUCAGAUGUCUUCUAAAAGUCAGAUAGCUGCUUAUUUUCUUUGACAUCUGGUGGGAGGGCGUUCCACAGGGUGGGUACCACCACCAAAAAGGCCCUCUACCUGGUUCCCUGUAACCUCGCUUCUUGCAGUGAGGGAACCGCCAGAAGGCCCUCGGAACUGGACCUCAGUGUCUGGGCAGAACGAUGGGGGUGGAGGCGCUCCUUCAGGUAUACUGGACCGAGAUCUUGCUGGAAGUCAUCUCCAUGCAACCCUGCCCCGUGGGACUCUGCUGCCUGAGGCAGCUGCUUCCAUCUGCCUCAUGGGCAGCCCGGCCCUGAGCUUCACUGAGCUGAGUCACUUCAUUUAAAGGAGUCCAGUCUGCUUUAACAGGCAUCGACUCCAGUGGAGUCACAGAGACUGUGGUUCCCCUAGGACAGGGGACUCUUCUCAGCCAGCAAGCCACAAACCCUUGUAUCUAACCUUCUGGGGAGGGGGGUUGCACAUAACCAGGAGAAGGUCUAGGCAUGAUUAAUACGCUUAACUUUAUACGGUCAGCUAGUUUGCAGCCAUGCAGAAGUCCAGACGUUUGGACACGCCUUCCCCCUCUAACCAGGCCAGUGAGAGGUAUGGCCAGGAUUCAAAGCACCCUUUAGCCCAGAGAAAAGGCCUCAGGGAGGGCAUGAAGCAGGGAAGGGAAGGCUGCGGAGGCAGCAGGGAAAAGGAGGGGAUCUUAGCAGGGUCUUGUGGCUCCAGGAGUCAGGGGGCAGAGGGUGGGAGCCCUCUGGGAAGGGCUCAAAAAGCAGAGUCAAAAGGAGGAGAGAAGUCUUUGGCAUUGGGAGAAAACAUCACACUCCGGGAGUCGGAUGGGCACAUUUUGAACUCUUUCUUUUUCUUCACUAUAGGAAUUCCUUUUGGUUUCUAUAAUCACAAAGUAAAGAUGUCGUCUGGAGUCCUGCUUGAAAACCAAGAAGCCAGAAUCGUCUCUCACCACUUCCAUUCCCUUUGGGGCCAUUUCCUUCAGCAGCACCAAGCAGCAGCAGAAAAUGGUGCUGCCUCCAAAUUUGGAAAGCCUAGGAUUUCUAUAGCAAAGGCCUCUCUUAGGAUUUAAAUUGCUUACAAGGUCUGUGUUGUGGCAAGAGGCAAUGGGCAGUGCAAGGUGGGAGCCACACAUGGGGUCCUGAAUGCUCUUCUUGGUGAAGCAGCACCCAUUGAUUUGACUGGAGCUUCCUUGAAAGUGCUUUCAAGUGGUUAGUGUCCAGUGUGAAGAAACUCGUAUUUCCCAUUGUAUCAAUCCCUCUUAAUGGAUGAAAUGAGCAUGGAGGUCUCCAGAUCUCCUUCGAUACUCCAACCACCACUUAGCAGGUGCUUGCCCAGUUUUAUAAGAAUUUAAGGUCUCAGAUAUAUAAAUUAAAUGUUCAUAAAUUUACAACGCAAACACAUACAUAAGUAUGUAAACCACGUGUCUGAAAUAGUACAGGAGAACAAUCCUGAAACCAUUUUGACUCUCCCAAAUUGACCUCAAAUGUUUCUCUGCAAGGAGGAAGGAAAUGGGAAAGCCUCUCCAUUGUCUUUUGCUUACCUGUCUUAAGAACGUAUUUGUGUAUGAAUAGGGUGAGCCUGUGACCUGGAUUCAGGAAUUAAAGUAUUUACCAUCACAAAAGAAUGGCCGGGCUGCCCAGGUAAAGCAACCAGUGACCAUUGUCAGGUAUCCUGGCAGGCAGGAAUUCUGUUGUAGACCGCCUCCUUCUGUGAUGUAUGUAUGAUGUUUUGGGGGUGGUCUUGAACUACAGGGUGGGCAAUUUCAAAAGUCUAUAGUCUGCACACCAUUGUUCUGGGUUCCUCUUCCCUCCUGCAUGUGGUGAGUGAGGACCCUGUUGCAACAGUUUAAUAAAGAUCAGGCUUACUAGCUGCUUUGCUUCACAGUAUUCUCUGAUUGGCCUCUGUUAUUUUCUCCUACCGAUAGGGAACCCACGUAAGGACUCUAUAUGGGCUCUUGGGUACCCCAAUAAGGGAAAAGGAGCAGGUUUUGUUUACAACACCAGCAAAAUAUAUUGUCUACUGCUACUGCUAUUGUCUCACCUCUCUUUCAUCUUCUUCUUCUUCUGUGAUUAUGAAGGGCACAGCAACAAUUAACAAUAAUCUGUCACCCCUAACAUCAGCUUUGCUACUACAUGAAGGUUUACAUCAAGGAAGCCCUCUGCAUUAAUAAACACUUUGCUUCUCCUGCAUUUGUAUGGUUGUAUCUUCCCAUUUUUGUAUCUUUCCCAGUAGUGAUGUAUGGAAGUGAGAGCUGGACCAUAAAGAAGGCUAAUCGCCGAAGAAUUGAUGCUUUUGAAUUCUGG
This is a messenger RNA of Podarcis lilfordi (Lilford's wall lizard), 8540 nucleotides long. NCBI's taxonomy places the organism in Eukaryota, Metazoa, Chordata, Lepidosauria, Squamata, Lacertidae. The record is from the annotation of a GenBank genome assembly.